AUGGCUGCCGUUAUCACUUUGCAGUCGUCCUCGACGACUGCGCCAGCGGCUUCUGCUGCUUCGUUCCAAUCGUCAGACCAACUACUUCGAUCUCGUGUACAAAACCAACCGUCUCAACAGCCAACCGCCACACCCCUUUCACCUUCCACAUCCAUUACUGCCUUACCCCGAGUGCCUGUACCAGGUCGGGAUGGGCAAAGUUGUGACGCCUGUCUGCGCAGAAAGAGCCGGUGUGCCAUGAACGAAAUGGUCAAUAAAUGCUACUCGUGCGAUUUUCAUCGUCAAGAUUGCACAUUUACCCUAUCCGUGACGAGUCGCCCGAGCACGGCGGAAGUACAGUCCAAAAAGCGAAAGCUAGAUGAUAUUAUCCUAGAGGAUGUAGAAUCGCCCAAGAGACCUUCGACCAACCCCCCAGUUUCCAAAACUAACCUGGCUCGUUCGCCAUUGAAUACUCAAGCCCGGAUCACACCAGGGUAUUGGUAUCAGCGAACUCAACACAUCGGCUUGACCACCGACUUGGAACCCGCCCUCCUCGAAUUCCUCCCCUUGGACCAAAACCACGAAGGCAUCAUUGCGUCGUCCCGUGUACGAAAGUUCGGUGACGACGGCACCUUCAUGCGGAUGGUUAACACCUUAUCCCAUGCGGACUCCCCGCAAUCCGCCUCCCUAGAUGCCAUUGAGAGCCUAGUUGCCCCCUAUGGCUCCACUUUGAUUGAUAAGUUUUUCGAACAUAUUCACCCAACGUUCCCCAUUCUCAUGGAGGAUUCGUUUCGUCACUCUUACCGCGCUCGACAAGGCUUGUCUCCUCUCUUGCUGUCCGCUGUCUACGUGCUAGCAUUGAAAUUUGUGGAUGUGGGACCGGCUUCCCAGUCUGUACGACGACCAGAUGCUGCUCGUUUGGAGAGCACGGCCUUGAAGUUACUGAUCGAAUCUCUACCCUAUGCAUCUAUCUCAACCAUCCAAGCGGGUGUGCUCCUAAUGGAAAAGUCUACGAUUGCCACACACGCGUUGAACGCGCAAUUGGUCACUGCAGGCUUCGAGCUAGGGCUCCAUCAGGAUUGUUCUGGAUGGCGGAUGGAGACCUGGGAGAAGGGUCUCCGAAAACGUCUUGCGUGGGCAUUGUAUAUGCAGGACAAGUGGUCCGCGUUGGUGCAUGGUCGUCCGUCCCAUAUCGUAUCCUUUAACUGGACGGUACAAGAUCUGGUCGAACAAGAUUUCGCCGAGGCAUUCCCGUCCCACGACUCUCAAGACGACGAUCCCGUGGGUCACGGCCCGCUCUAUUUCUGUCACAUGGUUGCCUUAACGACUAUCCUCUCCGAUAUCUUGGAUCGCUUUUACACCUUGCGGGCGAUCGAAGAGUUCAAAGCCGCUGGUGGUAACCGGACGCGUAUGAUCUUGGAACGCGCCAAACCAGCGCAGAUCCGGCUGAAGGAAUGGUUCGGGCGUUUACCUGCAGAACUGAAAAUGGAGUCUGGCGGGGACCUUUUCGAAGUCAUUAACGAGGACAAUGCCCGUAACGGCGCCUUGCACCUGUCCUACUUCGCCACAGAAAUCACCCUUCACCGCUGUAUUGUACGGUCUCUCUCCCCGAAGACCGCCGAUGCCUAUUUAUCGCACAUCUGCCGCUCUGCCGCCAAAACACGAUUAAUCUCGGCCAUGGACUUUGUGAAUCGGCUUCGCCCGCCGCACCUGAGGUCUUUCUGGCCGGCCGCAUCGCGGACCAACUUCGCUCUGAUCGGAUCCUUCGGGGUGCUCCUGCGUAUCACAUCCCCAACCAAAGAGGAAGCCGAGUUCUAUCGUCUCCGGCUCUGCGAAUACCGCUGGACGCUGAGCGUCAGCAAGAAGAACGCCGAAUUCAUGGAGUUCGCUCUGGACAGCUUGGACAACGCCAACACUCUCGAUCAGCAUGUGCCCGAGAAACCGGGCAUUGACGAGCUGAUGACUAGCGCGGCCAAGCCGACCGUGACUCAACCCCGUCCAGGCACGGCCACGCAGUUGGAAAACACGAUUCUAGCAAUGGACCAAGGAAAUGACAGCGGACGUGGAGGCACUUCGUCUGUUAUAUCUGGCUUAGCCUCUCCAGCAACAUCAGUCAGCGAGGACAGCCUUCAUGAUGCUGCAGUUCCACCAUUAUAA
Molecule: messenger RNA, 2136 nt
Organism: Aspergillus pseudotamarii
Lineage: Eukaryota; Fungi; Ascomycota; Eurotiomycetes; Eurotiales; Aspergillaceae
Product: putative C6 transcription factor (OTam)
Exons: 2
Coding region: 1-2136 (711 amino acids)
Biological process (GO): DNA-templated transcription
Cellular component (GO): nucleus
Molecular function (GO): DNA-binding transcription factor activity, RNA polymerase II-specific; DNA binding; zinc ion binding
Source: RefSeq, a predicted model, not a curated record